GCGACUUCAUUCCCCGCCAGAAGUUCACUCCGCGUGAGUGGAGAGGGAAGCGCCGGAGGCGGCGCGGUCGGCCGGCCCCGCUACCGUGCGCGUCUUCUCGGCUGGUCCGCGGGUCAGGCAGGAAGGCGCCGGCGAAGAUGCUCGAGGUCCUGGUGCUGAAGAUUGAAGAUCCAGGAUGCUUCUGGGUUAUUAUGAAAGGAUACAGUCCCUUUUUAGAUCAUGAAAUGGACUAUCAAAAACUAAAUAGUGCCAUGAAUGACUUCUAUAGCAGCAAGUAUCAGGAUAUAAAAAUAAAACCAUUGAUGUUGGAAGAAGGGCAGGUUUGCGUGGUUUAUUGUCAGGAGCUGAAGUGCUGGUGCAGGGCUGUUAUUAAGUCAAUCAUGUCUUCGGCCGACCACUAUCUGGCAGAAUGUUUCCUUGUUGAUUUUGCCAAGUACAUCCCAGUAAAAUCUAAAAACAUCCGGGUUGCCGUGGAAGCUUUUAUGCAGCUCCCCUAUAGAGCGAAAAAAUUUGGACUGUACUGCACAAGACCAGUUACGCUGCACGUUGACAUCUGUGAAGACAGCGCCGGGAUUGUGCCCGCCAAGAAGUGGGACAGUGCUGCUAUUCAGUACUUUCAGAACAUUCUAAAAGCUACUACCCAUGUGGAAGCCAAAUUAUGUGCUGUGGAAGAAGACACUUUUGAGGUUUACCUUUAUGUAACUCUAAAAAACGAGAAAGUUUGUGUUAAUGACGAUCUGGUUGCAAAGAACUUCGCUUGUUAUGUGUCACCCACGGAAAAUAAAAUCCUUGAUUCUUUAGAGAAAGCAAGAUUGAACAUGAAGUCGGCAUCCUUCUCUAGUAAACUCAAUCCUGCACUUACUCUUUGGCCAAUGUUUUUGCAAGGAAAAGCUUCUCAAGGGAUAAAAAGUAAAGCCGUAAAAUGUAAUAUGGAUUCAUCGAGAGAUUCACCUAAAAAGAAAGUUGAAAAGAAACAGCAGUGCGUCUCUUUAAAAGGUGUAAAAAAGUAUGUUGAAUCGUCUGCAUACUGGCCAACAAAAAGAGGCAUAACCAUUUAUGCUGAUCCCGUUACACCAGCAGCAAGCGUUUUAUGUCAGAAGCCAAAUGAGAAACCACUGAGAUUGGCUGAGAAGAAAGAAUAUGAUGAGAAGAAUGGCUGUGUGAAAUUACUGCAGUUUUUAAAUCCUGAUCCUUUGAGAGCUGAUGGAAUCUCUGAUCUACAGCAGUUGCAGAAGUUGAAGUCAGGUUUGCAGCAGCCCUUUGUGGUGCUCCGAAACAAGAUUGAGCCCUGUUUAACCAUUGAGAUGUCUCCACUUUCAGCAGACCUGAAAAAGGCUCUUCAAAGAAAUAAGUUUCCGGGACCUAGUCACACUGAAUCUUACUCUUGGCCUCCCAUAGCACGUGGCUGUGAUGUGGUUGUCAUUUCUCACUGUGGGAAUGACCCUCUGUUGUACCUUCCACCAGUGCUUACGAUUUUGCAAACAGGGGGCUGCUAUAAGUCAUUACCAAGUAGAAACGGACCUCUCGCAGUCAUCGUGUGCCCUGGGUGGAAAAAGGCUCAAUUUAUUUUCGAAUUAUUGGGAGACUAUAGCAUGUCCUCUAGGCCUCUUCAUCCUGUGUUGUUAACAAUUGGACUCCACAAAGAUGAAGCCAAAAACGUGAAGCUUCCCAGAGGGUGUGAUGUGAUUGUCACAACACCACGGAGCCUUGUGAGGCUUCUGAGAUACCAAAGUCUGCUCUUCCUCAGACUCUGUCACCUGGUUUUGGAUGAGGCGGAAGUAUUAUUCCUUGAAGCUAAUGAGCAAAUGUUUGCUAUAUUAGAUAACUUUAAAAAAAAUACAGAGGCUGAAGAAAGGGAAUCAGCACCACGUCAGAUUGUCGCAAUUGGGGUUCAUUGGAACAAACAUAUAGAGCAUUUAAUCAGAGAAUUCAUGUGUGACCCCUGCGUGGUGAUCACAGCCAUGGAAGAGGCUGCACUCUAUGGCAGUGUCCAGCAGGUAGUGCAUCUUUGCCUAGAAAGUGAAAAAACCUCUACUUUGCUCCAGGCUCUUGACUUCGUUCCCAGUCAGGUGCAGAAGACUCUGAUCUUCACCUGCUCUGUAGUUGAGACAGAAACAGUGUGUAAGGUAGUAGAAAGCAGUUCAAUGUUUUGCUUGAAAAUGCAUAAAGAAAUGGUUUUUAAUUUAAAAAGUGUUGUAGAACAGUGGAAGAAGUUAAGUUCUGGCUCUCACAUUGUAUUAGCUCUGACCGAUGACUGCUCACCACUCUUGGCCAUCACUGAUGCCACGUGUGUGAUUCACUUCAGCUUCCCUUCCUCACCAAAAAUUUUUGGUGGACGCCUAUAUUGCAUGUCUGAUCAUUUUCACAGUUUAGCAGAACAGGGUUCUCCUGCAGAACAGGGAGAUAAGAAAACCAAAUCUGUCUUGCUGCUGACGGAGAGAAACGCGUGCCACGCAGUGGGGGUCCUGCGCUACUUGGAGCGUGCAGAUGCCAAAAUCCCGUCGGAGCUGUACGAGUUUGCUGCAGGCGUUCUGGAAGCCAAAGAAGAAAAAAAAGCCAGGAGGCCUCUUUGUCCCUAUCUUAAGGCUUUCGGUUUUUGCAAAGACAAAAGGAUCUGUCUUGAUCGACACUAUACUAAUCCAGAAACAGACAUGCCGAGGAGAUUAUCUAACCAAGCUCUACCAAUGUUUGGAUAUGUUAAAAUGAUACCUUUUUAUAUUUCGAAUGCAACAAACUACUUUGGUCGUAUAAUUGAUAAACAUGUGGAUCUUUACGAAACUCUUCAUGCUGAAAUGACUGAAUAUUUUAAGGAUUCUAGUAAUAAAACAAUUGUUGAAAAGGUGGAGAAGUUUGCAUUAUACGGAUUAGCAGAAAAAACACUUUUCCACAGGGUUCAGGUGUUGGAGAUGAGCCAGAAAGAAGACACUUGGACCCUGGAUAAUGUCCUUGUGAAGUUCAUAGAUGAAGGCAGGACUGGACUUGUUACAAGAGACCAACUGCUUCACCUCCCAGAUAGUUUCCACACUCUUCCCCCACAAGCUGUGGAGUUUAUUGUUUGCAGAGUGAAACCUGCUGACGAUGAAAUGGAAUGGAAUCCAAAGGUUACUAGGUACAUUCAUCAUAAAAUCAUUGGAAAAUUGCAUGAUGCAAAGGUGAUACUGGCUUUGGGAAAUACCAUUUGGAUUGAUCCCAUGGUGCACAUCACAAAACUUGCAAAUUUGAAAACUUCUGUCAUCGACUAUAAUGUUCGAGCUGAGAUUUUGUCAACUGGAAUGGGCACUGAUAAUUCGGAACACAUAGAACAACUGAAAAAAUUAUAUGAAGGAGCUAAAAUGCCAGCUUUUGAAGAAACCCUGAACCCUCCAUCAGUGGAAGAUGCUGCUGGUCUGAAGAACACAGGGAAAGAGGACGGGGGUUCAGAGAGAGGUGCUGAUUCUCAGACGAACUCAGAAAACCCAAAGCACGAGGUUUUAUCUAAAAACAUUGGAGACACUUCCAUUAACAGAACUACGCAGCCGGAUCUGAAAAGUUUUCACCCACAGAUAAAAUGGUUUCAGAAGGACGAUGUGAUCAUCUUAAAGAUAAAAAUAAGGAACGUAAAAGAUUACCAGUGUAAAUAUUUUCAAGAUAGAGUCAUUUUCUGUGCCUGGGUAGGAGACAAAUUGUACCAGGCUGAUAUGGAGCUUCAGGCAGACAUAACAAUAGACGACUGCAGAUGUGUGAUUCAAAAUGAGGAGCCUGUCAUCACUCUUGCGAAAGCGAGAAGGGAACGUUGGUGCCGCUUACUCAAGCGGAAGAAUCCGAAUGUGGCUUUUGAUUUUGAUCACUGGGAAGAAUGUGAAGAGGACAGCCACUUCUCCAAGGUUGUAAAUUCUAAAAGCCCAUCCUGCAAAGUGGCAAAAGUCGUUGAAAACAGUGACACCACUUCAGAGGAUGACAAAAGCGAGAGUGAGUGAGAUCAUGAAGUAAACCCUGAAGCGUGGCCAGAAGACUUUGAACAAACCGGACAUUGCUGUGCGACUGAAGGUUAAGAAAAAAAGCAGUAACGCCCCCCACCUGAUUUCACCUGAAGGAUCAGUUAUUACCAUCAGCUUGUGGUAGUGGGGUUUGUAAUGGUGAAAAAUUCUGCGUCAAUUUAAAGCUGAGCUGAUGAUGAGAAGGCUGUCCACAGAGGGCCCGAGCAGCGCAGCAGACAGUGCUGGUCACACGCCCAGGGUAUCCGUCUGUUCUCCUCAUUGCCUCUGACAGGAAGCUAGCUCAUCCUGACACGUUCAAGUUUGAGUGAUAAAGAGCAAACCAUGACAUCUAGGUAAUGAAAUGGAGUUAGUUCACUAGUGAUUGUUUUUUUCACGUAGACUUAACGUUUAGUACAUUUCUUAAAAGCCUGGUCUUACAGAUUCAUACUCAGCUCUGUAACAGACCCUUUAGCCAUGAGUUAGUUGGGAUUAGACAUGACUGCCUACGUGUACCAACAGUCGGUAUUCCUGAGAUAGCGAUAGGUCCUAUGUGUAAGUUUACUUCUGAUGAAGAGAGAGUCCAAGGAUAAAAACGGGAUUGUCUCAGCAAUACCUGCAAGACCAGGGACCUUGUGGAGAUAAAGCUACUGCUCCUGAGUAAACCUCUGGACCUGCAGAGUCCUGGGCAAACAGGACAAGGGUUUCUCUUUAGGGGAAACUUAAGAAGGACCUGUGGGGUGCCUGGAGGAAGCGCUCGGUAUGCCUGGAAAUGAUACCCUAAAAGCAUGCCUGGCCCCGCCUGAGGGGGAGGGCUUGGCCCCCACGUGGUGAAAUGAUAUGUGAGGAGUGUGUAGCCAUUACCACUGCAAUGUAAGAAUACCCAGAGGCUGACUUUUCAUGUUUGUUAACUGAAAAGUUAGGAAGGUGACCUACUGGGAAAUGUAGAACCCUGUUUAUAGAGCAUGGCCUUUGAGUGACUGUCCCGAGACCUUUAUUCUUGAAGUUUACAUCAGAAAGCACAGGUGACCGUGGUUACAUACAUCCCAGGUAUAAGCCACCGCUUGAAGCAGAGGUACAGUCUGCCGUGGAGCUGUUCUGUCAGCAGCCCUGGAUCAUCCCUGGGUCUCAGUUUCCUCAUCUGUAAAACAGGACAUCCAGCUCGUGGCCUGGCCUCACCUCACCUCACCGCCGGGAGUGCCCGCCGCGUGCUGCUGGUCGGCUCGUUUUUUCUGCACGGUGGCUGUGAUGGGUGGUCACAGCACUGCCCUCCAAGGGGAGGAUGUGGUGUCCUGCUGCCAGGAGCGUGUCCUUCCUGCAGCUGUGACUUUCACAGGUUGGCUGGCAGGUAUCAAGUUGGCCCACAAAGUAAGUUGGUGAUUUUCCUUUUUCUUGGCCACGUUGGCCUGGCUCUUCAGGAAGCAGAAGAUUCUGGUGUCUUUAUUGGUAAAGGUUUUUACUCUGCAGACUCUUCUGAUGUCCUUACCAGCUGUCCGUUUCUACAGACAGAGCCUUUUUCCUGACGGUGGAGAUCGCUGGGUUGGCGAUGAGUCCUCGCUAGGCGUGUGGGCUUUCCUGACUCAGGCCUUAGCUACCUGUUUAUGCCCUGUGUGUUUGGUCGCUUGUAAAAGGGAGCAAGUAACCAGAGCAAGUAAGAGAGCUGCACAGGUAUUUGUACCCCACACAGGAAUGGCGAGUGGUCCAGCUUACAGAGAAGUGGUGAUGACACUUCUCUCAGGGAGCUACCAAAGAGCUGAGAGAAAAUACUGCAGGAGGGGCAUUAUGUUUAACUCUGUUGGUUCUUUCAGACAUGUUAAAUUUACUAAUAUUUCAAGUUCUUACUGACACUUUGUAGGACGUAAGACGAAGACUUAUGAAGGGUAACCACUAAGUAAUUGGUUUUCUGUUCUGCUGUUAGUACACUGGUUUCGUGUUCGGGGUGAAUUUCUAAAACGCAAGGGGAAGUACUUCUGGCACCGUGCUCCUCAGAUCGUUUGUGUACUUUGUCAGUUGUAGUGCGAAUCUCCUUUGGGGAACGUCAUCAAUAAAGUUUCAGUUGUUUUCACAGAAAUGUUUGCUUUGACAUUUUUUAAAACAUCAUUUUCCCUGAGUGCCAGAUACAAAAUACAAUUUUAUUCGCCACACUGUGUUCGACAGCAGUGGGUUUUUAAUGGGUUAUGUUUUGGCCACAGUGCCAGUGGGGCUUGUUGGGGAGCCUGUGACGCGGACCACCGACAAAGGUGAUGACACUGGGCACACAGGCCAAGAGUCUGAAGUCACUAAGACAGCAUUUUGGUUAAAAUGCAGAGUGUUCAUUUUUUUCAUUUCCUUAAUUUCAACUUCUUACCAGUUUUAUUUUUUAGAGAGGAGCUUGGCUAAAUUUUCUACUAAUGAGAACUGAGACAUAUUUUGUACUAGGUUCUAACAGUAUGAUCAAAUCCAAGUUCAUUUUCAGAGGCAUGGGAAGACAUGCUUUUUCCUUGUCCUGAUGUCUUUCCGGAAACCCUGGUGGUGCAGUGGU
Molecule: messenger RNA, 6474 nt
Organism: Loxodonta africana (African savanna elephant)
Lineage: Eukaryota; Metazoa; Chordata; Mammalia; Proboscidea; Elephantidae
Gene: TDRD12
Product: tudor domain containing 12
Exons: 31
Coding region: 138-3956 (1272 amino acids)
Biological process (GO): germ-line stem cell division
Molecular function (GO): ATP binding; nucleic acid binding
Source: RefSeq, a predicted model, not a curated record